AGGCGAGGCGGUUGGAGCCGGCCCGCAGUGCCUCUAGGUCAUUCUACUGGAUGGUACAGCUGUCUUCCAGCUGACUGCACUCAACAUGUUCUUCCUCCUGUCCUUGCCGUUGAUUCUCCUAACCAUGACAGCUCCUUCCUGGGUGCAGAGCACUGAUACCACCUCUCUAAAUGCUGGUGAGGGAACACCGUUUCCAUGGGAUAAAAUGCGACUUCCAGAGCAUAUCACCCCUCUUCAUUAUGACCUCAUGAUUCAUGCCAACCUCUCCACGCUGACCUUCGAGGGUACUGUCGAGAUCCAGAUCACAAGUAGCAAGCCCACCAGCACCAUCAUCCUGCACAGCCAGCACCUGAGGAUCUCUCAGGCCACCCUGCAGAUGGGCACUGAAGAGGGAUCUGCUGAAGAACCCUUAAGGGUGCUGGAGCACCUGCCCCAUGAACAGAUUGCCCUUUUGGCGCCCAGGCCUCUGCUUGCGGGGCACCUGUACACAAUUGCCAUAAAUUAUGCUGGCAAUCUUUCCGAGAGCUUCCACGGCUUCUACAAGAGCACCUACAGAACCCAGGAUGGGGAAGUGAGGGUGCUUGCUUCCACACAAUUUGAACCUACCGCUGCCAGGAUGGCCUUUCCUUGUUUUGAUGAACCUGCCUUCAAAGCAAGUUUUUCAAUCAAGAUCAGAAGGGAACCACAGCAUCUUGCUCUCUCCAACAUGCCACUGAUUAAAUCUGUGACUCUUGCUGGAGGACUCAUUGAAGACCAUUUUGAUGUCACUGUGAAGAUGAGCACAUACUUGGUGGCCUUCAUCAUUUCAGAUUUUAAAUCUGUCAGCAAGAUGACCAAGAAUGGAGUCAAGGUGUCCAUAUAUGCAGUGCCGGACAAGAUCAACCAGGCUCAUUAUGCUUUGGAUGCUGCUGUAACUCUUCUAGAAUUUUAUGAGGAUUAUUUCAGCAUUCCAUAUCCCUUACCCAAACAAGAUCUUGCUGCCAUUCCUGACUUUCAGUCUGGUGCUAUGGAAAACUGGGGACUGACAACAUACAGAGAAUCUUCACUGUUGUUUGAUGCUCAGAAAUCUUCUGCAUCCAGUAAGCUUGGCAUCACCAUGACUGUGUCCCAUGAACUUGCCCAUCAGUGGUUUGGGAACCUGGUCACUAUGGAAUGGUGGAAUGACCUGUGGCUCAAUGAGGGAUUUGCUAAAUUCAUGGAGUUUGUGUCUGUCAGUGUGACUCACCCAGAGCUAAAAGUUGGAGAUUAUUUCUUUGGCAAAUGCUUUCAUGCGAUGGAGGUAGAUGCGCUGAAUUCCUCACAUCCUGUGUCCACGCCAGUGGAGAACCCUUCCGAGAUUCGUGAGAUGUUUGAUGAUGUUUCUUAUGUAAAGGGUGCUUGUAUUCUGAAUAUGCUAAGGAAUUACCUUGGUGCCGAUGCAUUCAAGAGUGGUAUUAUACACUAUCUUCGGAAGUUUAGUUACAAAAACACCAGGAACGAGGACCUGUGGGACAGCCUGGCAAGCAUUUGCCCUACAGAUGGCACGAAAGGGAUGGAUGGCUUUUGCUCUAGUAGUCAACAUUCAUCGUCAGCUUCUCACUGGUGGCAGGAGGGUCUGGACGUGAAGAGCAUGAUGAAUACCUGGACACUGCAGAAGGGCUUCCCCCUGAUAAGUGUCACAGUGAGGGGGCGCAAGGUGCAUGUGAAGCAGGAGCACUACAUGAAGGGCCAGGAGGGCAUAACGAAAACUGGGUACCUGUGGCAUGUUCCAUUGACAUAUAUUACCAGCAAAUCAGACUCUGUCCAAAGGUUUUUGCUGACAGCAGAAACAGAUGUGCUCCUCCUCCCAGAAGAGGUGGAAUGGAUCAAAUUCAACGUGGGCAUGAAUGGCUAUUAUAUCGUACAUUACGAAGAUGAUGGAUGGGAUUCUUUGGCUCGCCUUUUAGAAGGAGGCCACACGGCUAUUGGCAGCAAUGAUCGGGCCAGCCUCAUCAACAAUGCCUUUCAGCUUGUCAGCAUCGGAAAACUAUCCAUUGAGAAAGCCUUGGAUUUAACCCUGUACUUGAAACAUGAAACUGAAAUCAUGCCCGUUUUCCAAGGGCUCAAUGAGCUGAUACCUAUGUAUAAGUUAAUGGAGAAAAGAGAUAUGAAUGAAGUGGAAUCUCAAUUCAAGGCCUUCCUCAUCAGGCUGCUGAGGAAUCUCAUCGACAAGCAGACUUGGACAGAUGAGGGCUCAGUCUCAGAGAGGAUGUUGCGGAGCCAGCUCCUCCUGCUUGCCUGUGUGCGCAAGUACCAGCCCUGCGUGCAGCGGGCAGAGGCCCACUUCAGAGAGUGGAAGGAUGCCAAUGGGAACUUGAGUCUGCCCAGCGAUGUGACCAUGGCAGUGUUUGCGGUGGGGGCCCAGGACCUUGAAGGCUGGGACUUUCUCUACAGGAAAUAUCAGUCGUCUUUGUCCAGCACUGAAAAGGACCAAAUUGAAUUUGCUCUCUGCAUUAGCCCCAAUAAGGACAAGCUGCAGUGGUUACUAGAUCAAAGUUUCAAAGGAGAUGUAAUAAAAACUCAGGAGUUUCCAUCUAUUCUUACAAGUGUUGGCAGAAACCCAGUGGGAUAUACAUUAGCAUGGCAGUUUCUGAAGGAAAAUUGGAAUAAACUUGUACAAAAGUUUGAACUUGGCUCACCUUCCAUUAGCUACAUGGUAAUGGGAACAACAAAUAAAUUCUCCACGACAGCACGGCUUGAAGAGGUAAAAGGAUUCUUCAGUUCUUUGAAAGAAAAUGGUUCUCAGCUGCGAUGUGUCCAACAAACAAUUGAAACCAUUGAGGAAAACAUACGUUGGAUGGACAAGAAUUUUGAUAAAAUCAGAGUGUGGCUACAAAAUAAAAAGCUUCAACAUCUGUAAUAA
Suncus etruscus (white-toothed pygmy shrew) is the source of this 2881-nucleotide messenger RNA. RefSeq names its product endoplasmic reticulum aminopeptidase 1 (gene ERAP1). Gene Ontology annotation, molecular function: zinc ion binding; peptide binding; metalloaminopeptidase activity. Gene Ontology annotation, biological process: peptide catabolic process; proteolysis. The record is from RefSeq and is a predicted model, not a curated record. Lineage: Eukaryota; Metazoa; Chordata; Mammalia; Eulipotyphla; Soricidae. Bases 86 to 2878 code for a protein of 930 amino acids. The transcript is spliced from 19 exons. Gene Ontology annotation, cellular component: cytoplasm.